AUGCGCAAAUCACAUUAUCUCCUCUCUUACACUCUCUCCUGUAUUCACUCCUCUCUUACACUCUCUCCUGUAUUCACUCCUCUCUCACACUCUCUCCUGUAUUCACUCCUCUCUCACACUCUCUCCUGUAUUCACUCCUCUCUCACACCUCUCCUGUAUUCACUCCCUCUCUCACACUCUCCUGUAUUCACCCCCUCUCACACUCUCCCUGUAUUCACUCCUCUCUCACACUCUCUCCUGUAUUCACUCCUCUCUCACACUCUCUCCUGUAUUCACUCCUCUCUCACACUCUCUCCUGUAUUCACUCCUCUCUCACACUCUCUCCUGUAUUCACUCCUCUCUCCUGUAUUCACUCCUGUAUUCACUCCUCUCUCCUGUAUUCACUCCUGUAUUCACUCCUCUCUCCUGUAUUCACUCCUGUAUUCUACUCUCUCUGUAUUCCUGUAUUCACUCCUCUCCCUGUAUUCACUCCUGUAUUCACUCCUCUCUCCUGUAUUCACUCCUGUAUUCACUCCUCUCUCCUGUAUUCACUCCUGUAUUCACUCCUCUCUCCUGUAUUCACUCCUGUAUUCACUCCUCUCUCCUGUAUUCACUCCUGUAUUCACUCCUCUCUCCUGUAUUCACUCUCACACUCUCUCGUCUAUUCACUCUCACACUCUCUCGUCUAUUCACUCUCACACUCUCUCGUCUAUUCACUCUCACACUCUCUCGUCUAUUCACUCUCACACUCUCUCGUCUAUUCACUCUCACACUCUCUCGUCUAUUCACUCUCACACUCUCUCGUCUAUUCACUCUCACACUCUCUCGUCUAUUCACUCUCACACUCUCUCGUCUAUUCACUCUUUACUCUCGUCUAUUCACUCCUUACUCUCUCCCUCUCUUCUAUCCUAUCUUCUCUCUCAUUUCAAUUUUUCUCUUUCUUAUUGCUUGCUUGGUAUGUGCACAAGAUUACCAGACUGUGUUCUCAACUCUCCGUUGCAAUAUAAACUGUUUCUACAGGUUGAUCAGAAAAGGCAGGCAACAUAA
Molecule: messenger RNA, 1026 nt
Organism: Acanthosepion pharaonis
Lineage: Eukaryota; Metazoa; Mollusca; Cephalopoda; Sepiida; Sepiidae
Source: the annotation of a GenBank genome assembly